CUGAAGUACUCAGAGUUUCCCUCAUCAGUCCCGGACAGUGUCCCAGCCGGCACCACACGGCCUUCAGCGUGUGUUUGAGGAAGACGUCCCAUCAGCAGCCGGUAUUCUGAGCCAGGGAAACUGAUGAAGGAUGUUUGCCUCCGCUCGACCAAUCACGCUGCUGCUGCUUCACCUGCUCGGCUCAGUUACAUCACUUUCCAUUCGCACAGCUGCUCCACCCAUUCCGUCCCAAGUCUCCCGUCCCUCACCCGUCCAGUCUUUCCCCUCGUCUGUCAGCGUCUCGCCCUCCAUCCCUCCCUCCAUCAGCAGCGGAGAGGCGACCACCACAGCUGGAUGCCCCCUGACCACGUCGCCCUCCACCGUGGUCGUCAGGUUUGCUGAUACGUUCACAGUCAACUGCUCUGUACCAGUGAUGGGAUUCCCUCUCCUGGGCUGGGAAGUCAAAGAGAGAGAACUCAUGCCGAUUCCCGAAUCCACUACGGAUCGCUUCCUGGUGUGGAGUGUGGACAGGAUGACCGAGUGGAGCAUCGAACCCUCGUGCUACGCUCUGUCGGAGCAGGGAGGACAGUGCCAAAUCCACCUCCCUGUGAUCGUCUACAAGCCUCCAGACUUCGUCUCCAUCAGCGUUGCCUAUCACUCCGGUCCGAUGCUGGAGGGGCGUGGCUACACUCUGCAGUGUGAGGCGCAGGGCGUGGCUCCGGUGGGACGUCUCGCCGUGACCUUCUACAAGGGGCCGUCGGCUCUGAGUCAACUGCGGUCCAUCAACCCGGAGAAGAAGCCAGUGACCAAGGUCUUCACUCUGGAUAUUAUCCCCAGUAAAGAAGAUAAUGGAGCUGAGUACUGGUGUGAAGCCAAGCUGGAACUCGGACCAGACGGACCACAGCACCCUCCAGUGGUGACGUCACAAAAACUCAAUGCCACGAUCCUCUUUGGUCCAAACCUCGUCUGUCCAACGAAGCUGCAGGUGAGAGAGGGAGAGAGUCUGUCCUGUGAGGUGAGAGGGAACCCUCGGCCGUCAGUCACCUGGUUCAGGGAUGGACAGGAGGUCGCCCUGCCCGCUCACUCCACCAGAGAGCAUGCUGGGAAAUACACGGCCUGGACAAUAGGACAUCUGGGAGAGAAAAACUUUACAGUGGAGGUGGAGGUCCUCGGGGGCAGAGGAACUACAAACAUCUUGAAUGGAUAUUUCCUUUUGGGCGUCGUCUUAAUCCAGAUGAUUACGUGGCUGUAAAAACAAAAAACACGACCCAGCUCCAACUGUGACCCCCCACCACAUCAUUUGAAUGAACUGCUCCCGAUACGAGGGAUACUUUCAGAGCUGGAGUCAGUGAAGUGAUUGUGUUUCUCCUCUUUUUGUCCCAAUGGAUCUUUUUGUGCUUCUUUAUGUUCAAGGUACAUUUUCUUCUGUUGUUACACUGAAGCCUCCACAACAGCUACAUUUCAAUUCAUGCAGAAAAAAUAAUCACUUUCUUGUCGUGUACAACUUCAUCACAAAUCAUGCUGACUGUUCAGUUUUCACAUUUGCUAAAUGUUGGUGUCCCCAGGUCUUACUUCUCUGCUGUGCAUUAAAAUGAAC
Molecule: messenger RNA, 1576 nt
Organism: Limanda limanda (common dab)
Lineage: Eukaryota; Metazoa; Chordata; Actinopteri; Pleuronectiformes; Pleuronectidae
Product: MAM domain-containing glycosylphosphatidylinositol anchor protein 1-like
Exons: 7
Coding region: 131-1231 (366 amino acids)
Biological process (GO): cell adhesion
Molecular function (GO): integrin binding
Source: RefSeq, a predicted model, not a curated record